This is a messenger RNA of Drosophila willistoni, 4631 nucleotides long. RefSeq names its product probable ATP-dependent RNA helicase spindle-E (gene spn-E). Gene Ontology annotation, molecular function: ATP binding; RNA binding. The record is from RefSeq and is a predicted model, not a curated record. Gene Ontology annotation, cellular component: intracellular anatomical structure. The coding region runs from base 101 to 4399 and encodes 1432 amino acids. The transcript has 11 exons. Lineage: Eukaryota; Metazoa; Arthropoda; Insecta; Diptera; Drosophilidae.
CAAAAAAAAAAAACAUUCUCAAUUACGCAGAAGUUACUGUAUAGUGUUUUUUUUUUUUGAAGAGUGCUUAGCGUAGCGUGGUUUUCAUUUGUUUUCCAAAAUGGAUGAAGAUCUAAUGGGAUUCUUUGACUUUUCAAAGGAAUUUAAACGCACUGAAGCUCCAAAAGGAUGUAUUUCUUCCAACUUUGUCGGUCUAGGCACAGAAAAGGAAAAGACGAAGCCACCUAAACAAGAGAAUCUCGGCACUGAAUAUGUCAAGGAAAUAGUCGACCGCGAAAAGCAAAACCUCGAGUCGCUCGGAAUCGGUGGAAGCGCUGCCAAACGAAAUCGCACUUUGGAUGACAUUGAUUCCGACAACGAAGAGUGCUAUGAAGCGCCUGAUCUGCGAUUAGAUGAGGAGUUUUAUUCAAAAUAUUAUUUCGAUUUGAAUCGUGACAAGACUUUGCCAAUUUAUACUCAACGCGAUCAAAUUAUGAAAGCUAUUAGAGAGAACACUGUUGUCAUACUCAAAGGUGAGACCGGAUGCGGCAAAACUACUCAGGUGCCGCAAUACAUAAUAGAUGAAGCCUAUCAAAAUCGGCAAUACUGCAACAUUGUGGUGACGCAGCCUCGACGGAUAGCAGCCAUCUCGAUAGCAAACCGUGUCAGUCAAGAGCGUCACUGGGAGCCCGGUACUGUAUGCAGUUAUCAAGUGGGUUUGCAUCGCCAAUCAGGUUCAGAGGAUGCACGGCUUCUCUACUGCACCACCGGAGUCCUGCUAAACUUUUUGAUUAAUCAUAAGACCUUGACUCACUACACCCACAUUGUCCUGGAUGAGGUGCAUGAACGUGAUCAGGAAAUGGACUUCUUGCUUAUUGUGGUUCGCCGUCUAUUGGCCACCAAUUCGCGACACGUCAAAGUUAUUCUUAUGUCAGCGACUAUAGAUAGCCGUGAAUUUGUUCAAUAUUUUGCGACUAAAAAUGGCAUUCCUCCGGUGAUAAAUGCAAGUCACGGACGUAAAUAUCCUUUAGUAAAGUUUUAUCGAGAUCAAUUAAAAAAUAUGCAAUGGCAAGAAGACCAGCCUAAUCCAGAUGAGCCGGGCAUGGGAUCACAUGGAUAUUCGGCAGCUAUUAAAAUUCUAUUGGUUAUUGACAAUAUGGAACGUAGGACUGAAGGACAAUCCCAACGUAGCUACGAAGAAAACCUAAAGACUGGUUCAGUACUGAUUUUCUUGCCAGGAAUAAAUGAAAUUGACAACAUGGCCGAGAGUAUUGAUCAUGUGAUGCAAGAGAAUCCUGCAUUAAAGGUUAGCAUAAUACGCUGCCAUUCUUUAAUGACUCCCGAUUCACAGCGAGAUGUCUUUGCCUCGCCGCCUGUUGGCUAUCGCAAGAUUAUUUUGACAACCAACAUUGCCGAGAGCUCAAUAACUGUGCCCGAUGUGUCAUAUGUAAUUGACUUUUGUCUUGCAAAAGUGCUUGUCACGGAUACGGCCACCAAUUUCAGCUCAUUGCGUUUGGUGUGGGCUUCCAAGUCAAAUUGCCGACAGCGAGCCGGACGCGUGGGUCGCUUGCGCAGCGGACGUGUCUAUAGAAUGGUCCCCAAAUCAUUUUACAUGAAACAUAUGCUUGAGUUCGGCGUACCGGAGAUGUUACGCUCACCAUUAGAGAGUUCUGUUUUGAAGGCCAAAGAAUUAAAUAUGGGGCCACCGAUCGAAAUGUUAGCAUUGGCGCUAUCGCCGCCAAAAUUGUCGGACAUUAGAAAUACUAUCUUAUUGUUAAAAGAGGUUGGCGCCUUAUAUCCCACUGUGGAUGGCAACUAUGUAGAAUUAGAUGGAGAUCUUACUCCUUGGGGCAGCAUAAUGACUAGAUUGCCACUAGAUAUCCGUUUAAGUCGUUUGGUUCUCUUGGGUUAUGUCUUCAAUUGUCUAGAUGAAGCUAUUGUUAUGGCUGCCGGUUUGUCUGUGCGUGGACUGUAUCUACAGGAAGCAGGUUUUCAAAGUUAUGAAGCUUAUUGGAUGCACUAUGUCUUUGCAGAUGGUUCCUCAUCGGAUUUGGUGGCCAUUUGGCGUUUUUAUAAGACCUAUUUGAACAUGUGCGAGAAUCGCAUAAUGCAGGAGUCGGCAGCUCAAUGGGCCAGACGUUAUCAUAUUUCGCUCCGAUCUCUGAAGGAGAUGCAUUUGCUAGUCCAGGAACUGCAGUACCGUUGCAAUAAACUACGGCUUCACCCCGUGCAGUUACAGUCGUGUCAAAUUAAGGAUGAUCGCGAACGCGCACUCAUACUUAAGAUUCUUAUUGCUGGUGCAUUUUAUCCAAAUUAUUUUAUCCGAUCAAAUAAAUUCAAUCCGGACUAUGGUCGUAAUACGUACCAAGUCCUCGGUGGCUACGAUCCUUGUCGCACUGUAUAUUUCACCCAUUUUGAGCCACGCUAUAUGGGCGAGUUGUAUACACGUCGCAUAAAAGAUUUGUUUUCGGAGGCGAAAAUACCACCAGAAAAUAUGGAUGUCAAUUUUCAGGUCGGUUCGGAGAAGAUAUUUGUAACGUUUAAGCAAACGGAAGAUGAGAUGGAUCAGUUAAACUUGAUCCAAGUGCCUGGACGUAUAUUAACAGAUGUUUACAAGGCUGUCAGACUACGCAUAGGCAAACAAUAUCGCCCUAUACGUGUCAUGGAGCUCCCACACGCUAUUCAGUAUGUGCAAGAAAACAAGAUUGGAACUGUUAUUGAAGGUCAGUGGCAUCCACCCUCAAAGCCUUUUAAUGCCGGACUUAUGGCCUUACCUUCAGUAUAUGACAAAAAUAUGAUUGGAUACAUAACACAUAUUGUCAGCUGUGGCAAAUUCUUUUUCCAACCGCUCGAAUUGGCUGAUUCCAUAACCAACAUGUCCGAGCAUAUAAAUUCGCCGAAGAAUCUAAGCCAUUAUGUCGUUGAUGCCGGAUCUAUAACCAAAAAUUUAAAGCUGUUGGCCAAACGUGUCGAUGAUUUCCAGCGUGCCCAGGUAAUCAGAGUGGAAACGCACAGCCAUCAGUAUCCCAAGUUCCGUGUGCGUUUCAUUGACUACGGUGAUAUCGCUGUAGUGCCAAUGGAUCAAUUACGUUUCAUGUCCAACCAAUUGAAGCGAGAAUAUGAUGAUUUGCCGCCACGUUGCUUUGAGUGUCGCCUCGCUCUGGUGCAGCCUGCUGCCCUGACCAGCAACUAUAACCGUUGGCCGAUAAAGGCUAACGAAAUGGUCCGCAAAAUAGCCAUGGAUGGACGAGUUGAAAUGGAGAUCUACUCUCUGGUUAAUAAUGUGGCUGCUGUUUUCAUUAAAAUGCGGGAGGGAGUUCUUAACGAUAAACUGGUAGAGAAAAACUACGCACGGCGCUCCGAUGAGGACUUUGCUUCAAUACAAGAUCAUGAUUUCCGUUUGCGGAAACAGGAACGUAGCUUCCAUGUUCCAAGAGCGGAGCGUAAGCAGGUGAAUGAGGAAUACUUAAGAGUAAGUCGAUUACCACAGGAUGCGGAUUUGUCACCACCGCCGAUGCACAAAUGCCAAACUGUUGUACGUUUGAAAGGGCCCUAUAGUCCCCUAGAGGCCUCCAUGUUCUCCACUAUCCGAGCAAGUGCUUGUAAAACAGUUCGAAUCGAUCCACUUUCAGUGAAUUCAGUUUUGCUUGAUUCCAAUCCGCAAGACCGACACGAUCAGUUAAUAGUUUCUGCCUCUGUGACGACUAGUAAUAAUAAUCAAGUUUUAACUGUACGAGGAUCUACGGUUAUGCCCAAUACCCACGGGUUCGGUGCUUUAAUGGCCCUCAUUUUUUGCCCCACUGUACAAAUUAAAUGCAACAAGGAAUGUACGAAAUUUGUUAGCCUUUUAGCUGGUUUGGGUUAUAACCCCGAAACAAUGGAGCCUUAUUAUGAAGAUCAUGACGUAGUGAUGAACUUGGAUGUGAAUCUACUUGAAGAUGACGUGCGCCUGAUUAAUCAAAUGCGCUAUAAUAUUGAUACCAUUUUCUUUAAAUAUGAAGGAGAAGAUGCACCAGCAGUGUCUGAAGGUGAUCGAAGCAUAGUGUUUAAUCAGUUACGUUGUUUGCUUAGCCGGCUUCUAAGCAAGGAUCGUUGUUAUAUUGAGCCCCAUAGCAGCAACUUGGACAAUGUUUGGGAAAAAUUGGACAAUCUGGAGCCCCAGUCAGAGCCUUACGGCAAACGUGCGAUAUUCCCAAUGCAUACAAUACCAGAAUUACAGAACGAGGAUACGACUGCUAGAUUGGUAUUGCAGGAGAAUUGCAAGCGACUAUACAGUUGGCGUACUUUCGAUGGCGUUUUACAGCCCUUAGACUGUAAGCUCUGCAAUCAAAGACUCGAGACUGUUAGCCAGCUACGGCUGCAUUUACUAAGUCAAUUGCAUCGCGAUCGCGAGAAGCAAAUUGGAUUUCAGGAUAACUAAGCUUGACGCUUGACGCAACUUGACGCAGAUAUAAAAAAAACAAUGAUUGACUCAGUUUCUAUCCUAUCCAAGGAAAAAGCAUACUUAACGAAUUUAACUCCUACUAUAUUUACGAAAUAUGAAUAUGAUAAUUAGUUAAUUUAAUUUCUUUAACACUUGAUAUACCGCUGAAAAGGUUAUUUUUUUAGUUUAAUUUCUUACCAAAUAUAAAAUGCAAAUCAAAAGACAGAAA